Molecule: messenger RNA, 810 nt
Organism: Aspergillus melleus
Lineage: Eukaryota; Fungi; Ascomycota; Eurotiomycetes; Eurotiales; Aspergillaceae
Exons: 1
Coding region: 1-810 (269 amino acids)
Source: RefSeq, a predicted model, not a curated record
AUGUUGGAGGCUUUGAUUGCCUUGACGGGGCGCGCACCGAAGGCAGGAGCCUAUUUAGACGAGAAUCGCUUUGCAUCUCUUUGGCUCAAAGUGACGCCACCCAAAAAGGUCGACGAUUCAUACUGGCCGAUCUUAGGAUACGCUCUCGGCUCAAUUGCAACGGCUCGCAUUCCAGUUAUUACUGGACUAGAGCAUCUGAACCCGACCAGUGACGACCUCAAGGCAUUCUCAGCGGCAUUUGCGACUUCUUCUAGCGCCCCAAUGUUUCACAUGGUCGGCCUGACUCCGGAGGCUCCCACCCUCGAGGCAGCAUGCCCUGAGGGUGCAAUCCCCCAGUCCGUCGUUGUAGAUCGGAAAAGUCUCCACGGAAUCUGGGAUGAGUUCAACCAUGGCUCCGAACCGCGAGAGAUUGACCUUAUUUCUUUCGGCAAUCCCCACUUCUCCUGCCGGGAGAUCAAAGGGCUAGCGAAGCUAUGUCGAGGGAGAACUAAGAAGGAUAACGUGGCUGUGAUCGUUACCUGUGGUCGCUCUCAGUACAGUCUUGCCUUGCAGGCGGGUUAUAUCGAGGAGCUUGAGAAAUUUGGAAUCCAGUUCCUCCAGGACACCUGCUGGUGUUCCAUCGAAGAGCCAGUCAUUCCGAAGAAUACUCAGACGAUUAUGACUAACUCGGGCAAGUAUAUCCAUUACGGACCUGGGCUGACUGGGAGGAAAUUUGCUUUCGGUAGCUUGGAGAUGUGUAUAGAUGCUGCGUGUACUGGGAAGACGACUGGAGAUCCGCCAUCGUGGCUACUAGAUGCUAGACUUAACUAA